This is a messenger RNA of Arachis stenosperma, 3422 nucleotides long. RefSeq names its product pentatricopeptide repeat-containing protein At4g26680, mitochondrial. The record is from RefSeq and is a predicted model, not a curated record. NCBI's taxonomy places the organism in Eukaryota, Viridiplantae, Streptophyta, Magnoliopsida, Fabales, Fabaceae. The coding region runs from base 553 to 2247 and encodes 564 amino acids. The transcript has 5 exons. Gene Ontology annotation, molecular function: protein binding.
AAUUAUCCCAAAUAAUUUAAUUUCGGUUUUUCAAUUUUGUUGUUCUCCUCCGCAGCUUUCCACUCCUACCCGCGCGCCGCCACUCUCUUCCCGGAGAUCGUCGAAUCUAUCAAACAGCGCAAGUUCCCUUCUCACGCUCUCAGCAGCGCCAAGUUCUCCGGCCGUCUGUCGCCUCCCGUGUCUUCGUCUUCCAGUAGUCGUCCGGUCGUCGUCGUCGCCGCCUUCCUGCGGUGCCCUCCAGUCGCCGUCAUUGUCUCAGUUCCGUGUAGUGGAGAACCCAAAAGAAUACAUAUGCAGGGAAGUGGACAUUGUAGUUGAUCAUGUUGGAAAUGUUUCUUCCAGUCUUGACGGGCUUAUCUCUCAAACAAAUGCAUUUUCUGAUGCUGAGUUAAGAGAAUCCAAUGCCUCAAACAAAUAUUCAAAGCAAUUGAUGUGCCUAUAGAGUGGGAAGAGCACUAUGUAGAAACUGAAAUUGACCCUAUGACACAGAUCUUUCAGACAUGCUAAAGCUUGGAAUCACAUUGGCAAAAUCGGGUUUGCUUGAAAGGGCCAAUGGCCACUCCCAUUGGAAAAGGGAAUUGUUCAUUGAACCUUUUCCUACGAAAUUGGAGAAACCUUUGCUUCCAUUUCCAUCGAUUCUCAACUUCUUCCAUCGAGUCUUCUUCUCCCUUACCCUUCAAAUCCAUCACUUCCACUAUUAGGACCAAGCCAAGUAAGAGGAUUCCCAAUAACAGUUCCUUCUUCAUACCCAUUCCUCAUCAAACCAUUCCUCAAGCCAAAGGCCAAGACCUUGAUUUCAUUAACGUUUCCCACAGCCACAUCAUUCACUCUCAGUGGGAAAAUCUCCAACCUUUCUCACAUUCCCUCACACCCUUCAGGGUCAAACACAUCCUCCUCAAGCUCAAAAAUGACGCCGUUCUCUCCCUCAAAUUUUCCAACUGGGUCCAAAACCAAAACCCUAGUUGCCACUCCCUCGAAACACACGCCAUCUUACUCCAUACUCUUGCCAAAAACCGAAACUUUAGAGCCAUUCAAACGCUCCUCAAGAGGAUCAUCGCUGAUUCAGGCGCUUUGGAUUUGGAUUUGCCUUCUAAGCUCUUUGAAUCAUUGUUGUGUUCUUACCGUUUGUGUGAUUCCACCCCUCUUGUUUUUGAUGCGCUUUUCAAGACUUUUGCGCAUUUGAAUAAGAUUAGGAAUGCCACUAACACGUUUUGCCGCAUGAAGGAGUAUGGGUUCUUCCCCACUGUUGAGUCCUGCAAUGCUUUCAUGAGUUCUCUGAUUCAUUUGCAGAGGCCUGAGGUAGCUUUGUUGUUCUACUGCGAGAUGCGUAGGUCUUGUGUUUCGAUCAAUGUAUACACUGUUAACAUGGUUAUAUGUGCUUAUUGCAAGUUAGGGGAGUUGCAGAAGGGUUUUGAGGUGUUGGAGAAGAUGAGGGACAUGGGUUUGAGUCCAAAUGUUGUGUCGUUUAAUGCAUUGAUUGCAGGGUAUUGUAAUAAGGGUAUGGUUAGUUUGGCAUUGAAGGUUAAGUCCUUGAUGGAGCAUAAUGGGGUGCAACCAAAUGUGGUUACUUUUAACACCAUCAUCAAUGGGUUCUGCAAGGAGAGGAAGUUGCAUGAGGCUAAUAAGGUUUUCAAUGAGAUGAAGGGUUGCAAUGUGGCUGCUAAUAUUGUGACAUACAAUACUUUGAUCAAUGGGUAUAGUUCAGUUGGGAACAGCGAAAUGGGGACAAGGCUUUAUGAGGAGAUGAGGAGGGAUGGGAUUAAGGCUGAUAUACUGACUUAUAAUGCAUUGAUUUUGGGAUUGUGUAAGGAGGGGAAAACGAAAAAGGCUGCGUAUCUGGUUAAGGAACUUGAUAAGGAGAACUUGGUCCCAAAUGCGUCAACCUUUUCGGCACUGAUCACCGGGCAGUGUGCGAGAAAGAACUCUGAGCGUGCCUUUCUUAUUUAUAGGAGCAUGAUAAGGAGUGGUUGUAAUCCGAAUGAGCAUACGUUCAAGAUGUUGAUGUCUGCUUUCUUGCAUAAUGAAGACUUUGAUGGUGCUGUGCAGGUCUUGAGGGACAUGUUGGGCAGGUCGAUGGCUCCUGAUUCUCUUGUCUUGUCUGAGCUCUGUGGUGGACUUUGUAGGUGUGGGAGAAAUCAAUUGGCAUCCACACUAUGUAGUGAGAUGGAAAAUAAGCAUCUAUUGCCGGAAGGUUUUGACAAAGGACAGAUAACCAUUGAUCAUCCAGAGAAUGAGACAAAGAACUGAACUUAUCAGGUUUCUUUCCCAUAUGUAGUUUUCAACUAUUGAAGCUGUCCAAAUACAUAACUUAUUGGAUGUGCAUAUCUUAUUCCGAACAUGAGAAAGUUCACUGUAGAUAAGGUGUUCAAUCAAACCAAUUAUAAAAGAUAAGUAUAUCGAAUUGAGCUAUAUAUUUUCUCCAAUUGAGUGGUGGCACUCUUCAUAUUUCCUUAAGAGUGAGAAGCAUACUUGUUACUUCUAAUAAUAGGAAUUUCAGUGUCUCUCAUAAGUUGCGGUUGAGUAGAACAAAAUAAUGCAGAUUUGUGGCUCCCCAAUCAGCCUCUUCUUCACUUUUGUCUUUUGCUGCUUGCUUUAACCUUCUAGCUUUUAUCUGUUUUAGCUUAUCAUUAUAUUGUUAUUCAUUUUUGCUGGAGGUUCGAAACAUAAUAUGUGAAUAGGGUAAAAGGCCUUUGUACUAUGGACAGGCACAAGCAGAGGAUGAGAUAGGGCUAUUGCAAAAGAACAUUGUUCCUUGGCAGCCAUGAGACCUACAUUUGCUGCUAUGUUGACGAAUGAUUUAACAAUGGGCAUGUUGAGCACGAUGAGUUGGUACUCACAUAUAUGAUCUGUCAAUUAUCUAUCACAUGAAUGGAUGUGGAAUAGUCUUCAUGCUGCUGAUGACAAAUAAAGAAAGAAGUACUGCAAAUUUGAUUUGUGCAUAUUUAUGCUAUGAAAGAGAAGCUUGCAAUUGGAGGAGUGUGAUAAUAGAGCAAAGGGGAGAAUAUUGUGAAAGUUUUGAAGGUGUCCGUUACAUUCCCUGAUGAUGUAAGGGUAUUGGGAGAGAGAGGAAUAGAAGCUUCCAAUCCUAAAUCAAGGAAAAUUCCACCCCUACCUUUUCACUAUAGAAGAAGAAAUAAGAGAGGGUAAAAUGGGAAAUAUGGUUGUAACUAACUUGCGACAUGGCUUGGGUGGUGAGGGAAGCAUGAGAGCUGAGGCGUGAGGGUAUUUGAUAACAGAUUGGAGAGAGAGAAUACAGAUUUUGGGAGUAAGGAGUGAGAAUUAGACUAGGAGAGAGGCUGACUCUCUAAUAUCAGCCCCUAUCUUUCAUUUUUACUGUUUCAUUACUUCAUACUGUAAUUCUGCAUUUUCUAAAUUCAAUAUGAGUACAGGAGUGAGAUUUCCUUGAUCCACUCCCUUGAUUU